AUGGCUUUCAAUAUUGCCUCAGCUGGAACUUCAGCCACUCUUCUUUCCUCUUCAAUCCUACUGCUCCUCUUCAUAUCAUGCUCCUCCACAAGCUUAACCAAUGUUCUAAAAUCUGGUGAAAAACUUUUCAGUGGGGAAUCCUUAUCAAUCGGCAGCUAUAAAUUUAUAAUGCAGAGUGAUUGCAAUUUAGCGUUGUAUGACAAUGAUAACGCCAUGUGGGCGACGAACACAGUUGGAUUGGGCACCCAAUGUAGACUGCAUGUGCAACCCGAUGGUGAGCUCAUCAUCUUCUCUGGUUUGAGAAGAAUGAUAUGGAGAAGCGAGACCGGAGGGGGAUUUGGCAAAUACGCUCUUGUGCUCCAUCCAAAUGGAAAUGUUGUGCUCUACACAAACCCAAUGUGGUCCAUUGGCGAACUUAUUCAGAUUAAGAUUACACAUGCUUUAUCCAACUCUACCUCCGAGAACCCUUAG
Messenger RNA from Phalaenopsis equestris, 471 nucleotides. RefSeq names its product mannose-specific lectin-like. The transcript has a single exon. The coding region runs from base 1 to 471 and encodes 156 amino acids. The record is from RefSeq and is a predicted model, not a curated record. Lineage: Eukaryota; Viridiplantae; Streptophyta; Magnoliopsida; Asparagales; Orchidaceae.